GCCCCCCUGCAGGGCAGCGUGUCCGCCGGACGGGGCCGCCGCCGUCGCUCUGCGGUGGCUGUAGGACUGCGGGGCCCAGAGCCGCGGCCCCCUUGGGCCCCAGAUCCCCAGGUGUCCGGGACACGGUUAUGCCCCGUUCCCUAACUCCGAAGUAAAAUGGACACGCGGCCGUCUGGAGCAGCCAUGAAGGCCGAAACCGUGUCCUCGCCACAAGGGAGCCGAGCAGUGUCCAGCUGUGGCCGCAGUAACCUGCUGAGUAGCCGGAAGCUGAUGGCUGCGGGGGUCGUGCUUGGCUGCCUCCUGGUCAUCCACGUUCUGGUCGGUGUGUGGCUUCUCUGCCUUCUGUCUGCCUUGCUGGUGGUGCUGGGGGGAUGGCUGGGCUCAAACGCCAUUGUGGGGGCUUCCGGUCGACUGCAUCUGGAGCGCUUCGUCCCAGUGGCCGUCUGCUCUCCGCACCCCGAGGCCGAGAGGCAGCUAGAACAGGAGAUCAACCGCACCAUCCAGCUGAUUAUUCGGGACUUUGUGUCAUCCUGGUAUCGCUCAGUGAGCCAGGAGCCAGCCUUCGAGGAAGAAAUGGAGGCGGCCAUGCGAGGGUUGGCCCAGGAGCUGCGGAGGAGGAUGGGCAUGGUGGACAGUCAUGCUCUGGCCCGAAGGGUUCUGAUUCUCUGCGGUUGUCACCUGCAGAGCUAUAUUCAGGCAAAGGAGGCUACAGCAGGGAAGCAGAGCGGUGGGGUUGAGCCCUCCCAACUCUGGGAGGCUUACUGCAGAGCUACUGCCCCACAUCCUGCUGUCCAAAGCUCCAGUGCUGAGGUUACCUAUACCCGCAGCAUUGUGAGUUUGUUGCUGCAAGGACUAGUGCCAAAGCCCCACUUGGAGACUCGGACAGGAUGCCAUGUAGUGAUCGAACUCAUUACCUGCAAUGUGAUCUUACCACUGAUUAGCAAACUGUCAGAUCCUGACUGGAUCCAUCUUGUACUUGUGAGCAUUUUUUCCAAGGCCGGGAAUAAUCCAGCAGGAGUGGUUGAACCACUCUGCCCAGCCAGUGCCCUGGAACAGCCCUCAGUGCCCACCUCUCUGCCGCUGAUUGUUGAGGUCCAGAGUCUGCCAGAAGUGAGAGCUCCUUCUCCAGCUGCAGCUCCAGUGCUCCUAAACGGUACUGAGCCAGAGGGACUGUUCCGCUCCUCCCCAGAAGUUGAAGAAGGCCAUGAAGCUGUAGAGGGAGAUUUGGGUGGAGUGCCAGAAGAAAGAAAAGUAGGAAACAACUCAUCUCACUUUCUACAGCCAGACAUUCGAGGCCCUUUGUUCUUAUGUGAAGACGCAGAGCUGGAGUCUCCAUUGUCUGAACUCAGCAAAGAGACCAUCAUGCUCAUGACCCCAGGCAACUACCUGUCUGACAGGAUCCAGGAUGCCCUGUGUUCCCUAGGGGGUUCCCAGUCUCUGCAGCCUAAGGAUGAUGAAGGAUCUGAAGGAAUUGAAGGAGCAGAGGCUGAAGAAGGUCCAGAAACAGAGACAGGCCUGCUGGUCUCCAUGCUGAAUUCCUGCCCAGAGAUCCAGAUUGACACAGCAGACAAGGAGGUAGAGCAAGAUGUCACCUCUCUUACAACUUUGCUGGCGAGUCCAGAAAGUACCUGCACACUACGACCCUCAUGUUUGGAGAAAGAUCUUACCAAUGGUGUGAGCUCCCUCGAUCCUAGUCUGCCACAGGUUUUGCUUUCCUCCUCUCCAACUGGUCCUCUCAACUCAGCCACCUUCAGCUUUGAGCCCCUGAGCAGUCCAGAUGGCCCAGUUGUCAUCCAGAACCUCCGUAUCACUGGCACCAUUACCGCUCGAGAGCACAGUGGCACCGGAUUCCACCCAUACACACUCUACACGGUGAAGUAUGAGACGGCCCUUGACAGCGAGAACAGCAGCAGCCUGCAGCAGUUGGCGUACCACACUGUUAAUCGCCGCUACCGCGAGUUCCUGAAUCUACAGACCCGUCUGGAGGAGAAAUCAGAUCUUCGGAAGUUCAUCAAACAUGUGAAGGGUCCUAAAAAGCUCUUUCCAGAUCUCCCGUUUGGAAACAUGGAUAGUGACAGAGUAGAAGCCCGUAAGAGCCUCCUGGAAUCAUUCCUAAAGCAACUCUGUGCCAUUCCUGAGAUCGCUAAUAGUGAGGAGAUGCAGGAGUUCCUUGCUCUGAACACAGAUGCUCAUAUUGCCUUUGUCAAGAAACCAUUCAUGGUCUCCAGAAUAGACAAGAUGGUGGUGAAUGCUAUCGUGGACACCUUGAAGACCGCGUUUCCUCGCUCUGAGCCCCAGAGCCCCACCGAGGAGCUGAGUGAGGCCGAGACAGAGAGCAAGCCCCAGACAGAAGGCAAGAAGACCAGCAAGUCCAGACUGAGGUUCUCAUCCAGUAAGAUUGCUCCAGCACUGAAUAUAAGUGAAGCACAAGAGAAGAUUCUCUAUUGUCUCCAGGAAGGCAGUAUGGAGUCAGAGAUUCUAUCCAUGUCUGGGAUGGAAUCCUUUAUUGAAAAGCAGACAAAAUUACUAGAAAUGCAGCCAGCAGAAGCCCCAGAAAAAGAUCCUGAACACACCCCCAAAGGAUGUGUGGAUGGUUGCUUGUCAGAUGCAGCCGUGCCAGCCCAAGACCUUAGUGACAGUGAUCCAGGAACAGAGACGGAAUUGGCUGACACAGCCCUAGAUCUGCUCCUCUUGUUGCUAAUGGAACAGUGGAAAUGGCUGUGUACAGAAAACAUGCAGAAAGUUCUUCAUCUUAUCUUUGGGACCCUAAUUCAGAGGUGGCUAGAAGUGCAGGUAGCUAAUCUAACGUGUCCACAGUGCUGGGUGCAGUACCUCCAGCUUCUUCAGGAGUCCAUCUGGCCUGGUGGGGUUUUGCCUAAGUAUCCACGGCCUGGAAGGACCCAGGAGCAGAAGGUGGCAGCUGAGAAACAGGCUUUGCAGAGCCUGAUGGGAAUCCUGCCAGGUGUCGUAGUAGAGAUCCUUGGGGCGAACAAGUGCCAGCUGAGCUGGGGGCUCAUCCUGGAGUCCCUGCAGCAGCCCCUCAUCAACAGACAUUUGAUUUAUUGCCUCUGGGACAUCAUCCUGGAAUUUUUGGAUCUCAGUGCCUCAGUUGAAGAGUCUACUGUAACUACCGCUGCCGCAGAUACCCCAGACAACCCCAAGAGGACGGGUGUCUCCCCUUAGCCGUUGUUCAUGUGCCCAUUCUUGGAACGUUGGGAAAGGAGAGUCACUCUGCCACCCAGAACUUGUCAGGAGGCCUGCGCCCGCCGCAGCAGGGCUGUGACUCAGAAGGCGUGGGUCUCUGGCAGUUCGCCCCUCAGUUCUCCAUGUGAGGGGUGGUGGAGGGUAUAUGUACCAGUUGCAUUCAUGUCCAAUUGUCAUACCUUUGUUUUGUGGUGUUUGGAGUAUUGCUGGUGGGUGGACUGUUUCCUGUGGAAGAGGACUCUGAGCCCCGUUUGCCUGGCCCUGUGCGUACAUGCACCUCACCCACCAACAUACCCAAUCUAGAUACACCAAGAAAAAUAGCCAGAUUUCCUUGGAGGAGAAGACAGUCUUCUGAGCUCCCUAUUCCCAGCAGGAAACCGGAAGUUCAUUCAGGACCAUUCUCGAAAGCCAGAUCCCUAGUCUCCCAGCAAUUCCAGGAGAGGACGGAAGCAUUUCUCAGGGGAGCCUUCUGGAGGGGCCAUUUAGAGUGGCUUCCCGGGUGGCUGCACUGUUCCUGUGCAGAAGACUUCAGAGCAGCCUGCCGAAGCCUCUGGCAGGUGCAUCCCGCCCUCCACACCCUUUCCUGAAAGAAAGCUGCGGCACAAAUUUCAUUGAUUUUAUUUCCUCCCCGAGAGCAGUAGAGUUUGGGCCUUUGGGACCUGUCUUGUCUUCCUUCAACAAAAUCACAUGGCAAUUUGAUGUUCAGCUCAGUGCUUCUGAAGGGAAGGGAGACACUUGCUCCGCGGCUGAGAAUGCUCGGGGGGUGGGAACCACAGGAACGAGGGUGUCCGCACAAGUCCGACGGGACUUUUAAUCAGCACCAGUAAUGUUAGCAGACUUACAGGGAAUUGAUUGCCCACAAAAAGAUGUUAACUCCCUGUUCUUAAGGAUCUAGUUAUGAAGGCAAAGGGCCUGUGUCAGGGUGCAGUAUCUUUUAAAAAAUGGAACAAUUAAGCCUUGGCUAGGUAACUCAGUUGGCUAGAGCAUCGUUCCGAUACACCUAGGUUUCGGGUUCGAUCCCCA
Messenger RNA from Molossus molossus (Pallas's mastiff bat), 4227 nucleotides. It is a transcript of the gene SNX19, whose product is annotated as sorting nexin 19. NCBI's taxonomy places the organism in Eukaryota, Metazoa, Chordata, Mammalia, Chiroptera, Molossidae. Gene Ontology annotation, cellular component: early endosome membrane; intracellular membrane-bounded organelle. Bases 157 to 3183 code for a protein of 1008 amino acids. The record is from RefSeq and is a predicted model, not a curated record. The transcript is spliced from 11 exons. Gene Ontology annotation, molecular function: phosphatidylinositol binding.